AUGUGGGCAUUGAGAGCUCUUAAUUUGGACUUGGCAAAAACUUCAAAAGAAAGAGUAGAGCAGUUAAACGAGUUGGACAAAUUUAGGUUUAAAGCUUACAAAAGUUCAGCUCUUUUCAAGGAAAAGAUGAAGAAAUGGCAUGAUGCUAAGAUACUUAAGAGAGAGUUUAAAGUGGGAGAUUGGGUGUUGCUAUACAAUUCACGACUGAAGUUGUUUCCUCGAAAGCUCAAAUUGAAAUGGUCAGGACCAUUUAGAGUGACGCAAGUGUUCCCAAACGGCAUUAUAGAAGUUGAAGGGCAAGAAGGACAUACUUUUAAGGUGGACGGGCAGCGUUUGAAAUUAUACUUUUGUGAAUGUCAGGAGAUUUCUUUGAUUGAAUUUGAUGCAAUACAAAUUGCCUCAAGGCUAUCUAUUCACGAACAUCAACGAUUUGAUGGAGUGUUCACAAGGAUGAAGACUCUUGGGCAUGUAUGGAUGAUGAGGAGGGAGUUCCAUGCCUUGCAUGGGAACAUAUGCACUUGA
Molecule: messenger RNA, 522 nt
Organism: Solanum verrucosum
Lineage: Eukaryota; Viridiplantae; Streptophyta; Magnoliopsida; Solanales; Solanaceae
Exons: 1
Coding region: 1-522 (173 amino acids)
Source: RefSeq, a predicted model, not a curated record